AUGACAACUAAUAAUAAUUCACUUGUUGUCAUAUGUGAUGAUUUAACUCAACUUAAAGGAAAUAUUGCUCAAUUGCAAGGUACAUUAAAAGGAAUAUUUGAAAAAGCACCAACAAGAGAUGAAUAUCAAGAUUUAUUAAAACUUGCAGAAAAUAGAGAUUACAAUCAAAAUCAAGCUUUAAUUGAUAGAUUAAAACUGUUCAUUGAUAUACCUCAUAUAUUGAUUGCUAUCAGAAUGAGAGAAUUAUAUGAAACUGGUCAUUUACCUUUAUUAUCAUUAUUUUACCAUGUUGAUUUCAAAAAAGCUACAACCCAAGAUAAAGUUGUUGGUGACCUACUAGACUAUAAUCCAACGUUUUCAGAUGACUUAAAGAUAUCUGUUCAAAGAAUGAAUAAUACUGUGAAAUCGAGUUCAAAACAAAUGAAUAUAAAUGCAUACCCUCCUAGUUUACCCCCAAUUGAUAGUGAAAGAUUGUUAUUGAGAGUUAGAACUGAUAGAUCAUUUCGUCAAUUAUCUGACUUUUUGGAAGUGUCUCCUGCCGAUUAUAAUAAAACUCAUAAUGCAAGAUUAGGUUUAAAAGGUAGAAGUACAUUAGAAUAUCUCCUAUUACAAAUAUUAGAUGAGAAAUAUCCAAAUCUUUAUGAAGAAGAUAUUAUUGUUUUAAAGCAGAGUUUAAUGUCUGAUAUGAUAUUAGUAAGCUUCGCGUAUGGUUACAAGUUAGUUCCAAUUUUAAGAUAUAAUAUUUCGGUCAAUGCUGAUAUUGAAGAAAAGAUUACAUGUAUUUCAAAUAUAUUCUUAGCUUAUAUUGGUGCAUUAGAAUUGAAUUCAUAUACUCUUUCUGAUAUCAAAAAGUGGAUUUCAAAGCUUUACGAUCCUUACAUUACCAAUGCUUAUGUCAAACAUAGUCCGGUUGUUAGUUUUCCAAUUGUCGAAUUAUCUGGUUUAUUCCAUUCAAUUACAAAUUUAAAAAUGCUUCCAAAGGAAACUAUCAAUUUUGAAAUUAUACAAACUAGUAGUGAACCUUUUACUGCACAAGUUUUAAUUAAUGAUGAAAAAUUUGGUUAUGGUACUUCAAAUAUUAGUUUUGAAGAUGCUAAAAUUAGAGCUGCUCAAUCAAUUUUAGAAGAUAGAGAAACUGUGCAUCAUUUAUUUGAAAUAUUAACUCAAAAUUAUGUUCGUAACAAUAAUUAUACCCAAGGACAACAAGCACAACAACAACAAAUGAUUUCUGCAGUACCGUAUAAUGGUCCUAAACAAGUAAUCAAUCAGCAGCAACUCACACCAUAUCAUCAAUCUCCACCAUUUAGUCCUCCUGCUCCUCAACCAUAUCAACAAUUUCCAGGUCAACAAUUUCGUAACUCAGCUUCUUUUCAAAACAAUCAGCCAAUACCACCACCUAAUUUUUCUUCACAAUCAGCUGGUUCGUUUAUACCAAGUGUUGCAACUCCGCAACCAUUUUAUGGUCAAUGUCCUCCUGUUUCAAUGCCAGCUGGUACAACUGUUCCUGUUCCUGUUCCUCAAAACAAUGGAGAUAAGCCUGUUCCAUAUAUUAGAAAUCCAGAAGGUAUAUAUGAGUUAAGUCAUUAUUUUAAAGAUGUUGAUUUACAAGCAAAAGCAGAUUUACAUGCUUUGUUGGGGAAAGUUCAUUUAACUGCUGUUUAUAAAGAAGAUUAUUUUGAAAAUGAAAGCAAGACCAAAAUUUAUGUUAAUGAAGUUUAUGUUCUAGAUAGAUUAUUAGGUAGAGGAUUUGAUACAAAGAAGAAGAUCAGUGCUCAAAAAGCUGCAAUGUGUGCAUUACAAGAAAAGGAAAAGUUGCAACAAAUUAUUAAUUUUUAA
This is a messenger RNA of Insectozyma verbasci, 1836 nucleotides long. NCBI's taxonomy places the organism in Eukaryota, Fungi, Ascomycota, Pichiomycetes, Serinales, Debaryomycetaceae. The record is from the annotation of a GenBank genome assembly.